GGGCCGGGCUGGCCAUGGCGCGGGCGGCGGGCGCGCGGGGACGGGCUGGUUGGUGCGGGCGGCGCGGGCGCUGCGGGCGCUGCGGGCGGGGCGCGCUCCUCGCCUUCGCCGCGUGGACAGCGGGCUGGGUGCUGGCGGCCGCACUGCUGCUCCGCGCGCACCCGGGUGUCCUCUCCGAGCGCUGCACCAACGAGAAGAGCCGGCGCAUCCUGGCCGCGCUGUGCCAGGACUACCGGGGCGGCGCGCUGGCUGGGGACCUCUGCGAGGACCUGUGUGUGGCGGGAAAGCUGCUGUUCCAACGCUGCCUGCACUACGACAGGGGCAAGAAGGUGCUACAGGCCGACUGGCGCGGCCGGCCCGUGGUCCUCAAGUCCAAGGAGGAGGCCUUCUCCAGCUUCCCGCCCCUCAGCCUGUUGGAAGAGGAGGCAGGGGAGGGUGGCCAGGACAUCCCGGAGGCAGAACUCCUCCUGAUGGUGGCUGGGGAGGUCAAGAGCGCUCUGGGCCUGGAGUUGUCCAACAGCAGCCUGGGGCCAUGGUGGCCGGGCAGGCAGGGCCCGCGCUGGCGGGGACAGCUGGCCAGCUUGUGGGCCCUGCUGCAGCAGGAGGAGUACGUGUACUUCAGCCUGUUGCAGGACCUGAGCCCACACGUGCUGCCUGUGCUGGGCUCCUGUGGCCACUUCUACGCGGUGGAGUUCCUCGCCGCGGGCAGCCCCCACCACAGGGCACUCUUCCCCCUGGACCGGGUCCCAGGUGCCCCUGGGGGUGGCCAGGCCAGGGCCAUCAGUGACAUCGCGCUCAGCUUCUUGGACAUGGUGAACCAUUUUGACAGUGACUUUUCCCACCGCCUCCAUCUCUGCGACAUCAAGCCGGAAAACUUUGCCAUCCGGAGCGACUUCACAGUGGUGGCUAUUGAUGUGGACAUGGCCUUUUUUGAACCUAAAAUGAGGGAAAUCCUUGAGCAAAAUUGCACAGACGAUGAAGACUGCAAUUUCUUUGACUGUUUUUCAAGAUGUGAUUUACGAGUCAACAAGUGCGGAGCGCAGCGCGUCAACAACAACCUGCAGGUCAUCUGUGACAAAAUAUUUCGCCAUUGGUUUUCCGCACCUCUCAAGAGUUCUGCGGUCUCUUUCCAGCUUCAGCUGCAGUUACAGGAGGCGGUGCAGGAAUGUGCAGACCCUGGGGUCCCCAGCGGGAACACCCGGAGAGACGCCCCCAGCGUGUUCUGGAAGCUUCGCCGACUCCUCCGAGCCACACUGAGGGAGUUGCAGGAGGCAGAGAAGUAGCCACUCUCUGGCCUUCAACAUGCUCACACAGGAAAAGUGACCUUUGCUGGAUUUCUUCUGCCAUUGUUUGAAAGAUGAGCCAUUUCCCCUGUGCAAAUGAGUGUUCUCUGGGGUGCUGUUCUGGCCUCCACAGUGUGGAGUGGUAAGUGCUGCUGCCAGAGACGACGCCUCCCUCGCUCUGGUCCCACCCUGGCCUCUGACCUGUCGCCUUGUGUAAAAGGAGGGAGGAGGUACAGACCUCCCUUCAGGAGGGCCCUCAGUCAGAAGACACAAACCUGUGUGCCAUUAUUCUCUGCAGAGAGCACUCGUACCUGGUUAUCCCAGCGAGUUCCAGCUGUUCUUUCCUGUAAAUCGUUACAUUAAAAAGUGUGUGCGUGCAUGCAAAUGAAUGUGUAUGCCUGUGUCUGGGUGCAAAUGAGCAUGUGAGCAUGUAUGAGUGUGCCCGUGUCUGCAUGUGUAUGAGUGUGCACAGGUAAGUGUGCUCAUGAGGCGUAUGAGUAUGCCUGAGUGUGAAUGUGUAGAAGAGUGUGAAUGAGUGUGUGCACAUGAGUGCACAGGUGUCAGCAUGUGUAUGUAAGUGUGGGUGUGUGUAUGUGAUUGUGUGAGUGUGGACAGGUGAGUGUGUUGGGAAUGUGGUUUGGGGUGGGGAGUGGUGCUUUCUCUAGUGUGUCCUUUGGAACAGCUUGCCUACCUAGCAAAGAAGUGUGACCUUUCUUUUGGAAUUAAAUACAAUGAAAAGAAAAUAAAUUGCAUCCUUAGGGAAUGUAAUUUGCAUUGGA
Molecule: messenger RNA, 2062 nt
Organism: Macaca mulatta (Rhesus monkey)
Lineage: Eukaryota; Metazoa; Chordata; Mammalia; Primates; Cercopithecidae
Gene: DIPK1C
Product: divergent protein kinase domain 1C
Source: RefSeq, a predicted model, not a curated record